AGACGGGGUUUCACCGUGUUAGCCAGGAUGGUCUCGAUCUCCUGACCUCGUGAUCCACCUGUCUUGGCCUCCCAAAGUGCUGGGAUUACAGGCGUGAGCCACCGCGCCCGGCCAAGUUUAAGUAAUAUUCUAAGUCUCCUGUUGUCAUUCAACAAUGUUCAUAACAUCUUCACCAGGAGUAGAUUCCAUCUCAGGAAACAAGUUUCUUUGCUCUUCCAAAAAUAGUAACUCCUCACUUAUUUGUUUUAUCAUGAGAUUUCAUCAAUUCUGUUACAUCAUUAAGUUCCACUUCUAAUUAUAGUUAUCUUUCUAGUUUUAUUAUAUUUGCAGUUACUUAUUCCAUUAAAGUUUUGUUAUAGGACCAACAGUUUCAUAUGCUUACUGUCCAAUAAUAGUGCAAUUACACUGAGACGUCAGAUUUGGCAGCAAAGAAGGAGUUUAAUAAUUGCAGGGCACUGAGCAAGGAGAUGAGAAGAGAACCCCAAAUCCAGCUCCUCAAGGAGUUCUGGGCUGGAGGUUUUAAGGAGAUCAUAGAUGGUGAUGGGCUGGAAAAUGAUUAGUCAGGGUAAUAGGGUAAAGUCAUCAGAACAAGAAACUACAUUAUUUGCUGAGUCAGUUCCUUGUGGGGUCCUCUAGAUCAGCUGGCAUCAGUGAAAUCUCUCAGAUCAGCUGACAUCAGUGAGAUCCUUCAGACCAGCCGAGUCAGUAGUUUUAGCAGUAUGCUGGACCUGAAGGAAUACCUCAAAAGGAAAGUUGAUCAUUUCAUAAUGUUUAAGUUAAUAUUUAUAGAAGAAUUAAGAGGAACUAUAGUCUUGUAACAGGGUCUGCAUAAUUCUAGGACAACAGCCAAAUAACUGUGAGGAAGUGAGUCAGAGAACAAGCUAACCUAAUGAUUAAUGCUGAAUGUAUUACAAGCUUGGUUUACUUUUCUCUUUUUCUUUCUUUAUCUUUGAUUACUUUAACAAAGUUUAUAAAGAUAGUGUCAUCUUGAAACUCUCAAUAUCUUACAUGAUGGUUGUAAGAAUCAACAUGUAUAUGCUAUAUCAUAAAUGAACCUUUAAAAUAUUAUGUUACAUAAAAGAAGCCAGUCACAAAAUACCACAUAUUGUAUGAUUCUAUGCAUUAAAAAUUGUCCAGAAUAGGCAAAUCUAUAGAGAUAGAAAUUCAAUUAGCAAUUACCUAGGACAGGGGAAAUGCAGAAACUAGGGGUGGAGAGAAAAAGGUUAAGGACUAUAGGGCUUAUUUUGGGGAGAUAAAAGGGCUCUCCAACUGAUUGUUAUGGUAGAUGCACAAUUCUGUGAAUAUACUAUGAAACAUUAAAUUUUACACAAUAAUUGAUAAAUAGUAUGAUAUUUAAAUUACAUGUCCACAAAGUUUACAAAAAUAUGUGGACCAUGUUUAGUCAUUUUAUCUUUAGUUUUGUGUCAAAUGGACUGCAGAAACAGGAUCUGUCACUGCUACUGUUCUGGACACUCUUCUAAAAUAUAUUGCAUAAGACAGAUGGCAUGUCCAUACAAGAUCCUUGAUAUUAGCUGAAGGAUAGCACUCAUAAACAUAAAAGGGAAAUUAAUCACAUCUGUGUGAACAGAUCAUUUACCUUCAUUUGUCUCCUUGCCAUCCACAUGCUCAGACUGUUGAUUUAAUGAUAUUGUAUGUACUUUGACUUAUAAGGGUUACAUUUUAACUUCUUGGCUAAUUUAUCUUUGGACAUAACCAUGAGAAAUGACAGAAAGGAACAGCAACUGGAAAACAAGCAUUGCAUUGCACCAGGAUGUCUGUGAAAUGGACUUCAGUAAUUUUGCUAAUACAACUGAGCUUUUGCUUUAGCUCUGGGAAUUGUGGAAAGGUGCUGGUGUGGGCAGCAGAAUAUAGCCAUUGGAUGAAUAUAAAGACAAUCCUGGAUGAGCUUAUUCAGAGAGGUCAUGAGGUGACUGUACUGGCAUCUUCAGCUUCCAUUCUUUUUGAUCCCAACAACUCAUCCGCUCUUAAAAUUGAAAUUUAUCCCACAUCUUUAACUAAAACUGAGUUGGAGAAUUUCAUCAUGCAACAGAUUAAGAGAUGGUCAGACCUUCCAAAAGAUACAUUUUGGUUAUAUUUUUCACAAGUACAGGAAAUCAUGUCAAUAUUUGGUGACAUAACUAGAAAGUUCUGUAAAGAUGCAGUUUCAAAUAAGAAAUUUAUGAAAAAAGUACAAGAGUCAAGAUUUGACGUCAUUUUUGCAGAUGCUAUGUUUCCCUGUAGUGAGCUGCUGGCUGAGCUGUUUAACAUACCCUUUGUGUACAGUCUCAGCUUCUCUCCUGGCUACACUUUUGAAAAGCAUAGUGGAGGAUUUAUUUUCCCUCCUUCCUACGUACCUGUUGUUAUGUCAGAAUUAACUGAUCAAAUGACUUUCAUGGAGAGGGUAAAAAAUAUGAUCUAUGUGCUUUACUUUGACUUUUGGUUCGAAAUAUUUGACAUGAAGAAGUGGGAUCAGUUUUAUAGUGAAGUUCUAGGAAGACCCACUACAUUAUCUGAGACAAUGGGGAAAGCUGACAUGUGGCUUAUUCGAAACUCCUGGAAUUUUCAGUUUCCAUAUCCACUCUUACCAAAUGUUGAUUUUGUUGGAGGACUCCACUGCAAACCUGCCAAACCCCUGCCUAAGGAAAUGGAGGAGUUUGUACAGAGCUCUGGAGAAAAUGGUGUUGUGGUAUUUUCUCUGGGGUCAAUGGUCAGUAACAUGACAGAAGAAAGGGCCAACGUAAUUGCAUCAGCCCUUGCCCAGAUCCCACAAAAGGUUCUGUGGAGAUUUGAUGGGAAUAAACCAGAUGCCUUAGGUCUCAAUACUCGGCUCUACAAGUGGAUACCCCAGAAUGACCUUCUAGGUCAUCCAAAGACCAGAGCUUUUAUAACUCAUGGUGGAGCCAAUGGCAUCUACGAGGCAAUCUACCAUGGGAUCCCUAUGGUGGGGAUUCCAUUGUUUGCCGAUCAACCUGAUAACAUUGCUCACAUGAAGGCCAGGGGAGCAGCUGUUAGAGUGGACUUCAACACAAUGUCGAGUACAGACUUGCUGAAUGCAUUGAAGACAGUAAUUAAUGAUCCUUCAUAUAAGGAGAAUGUUAUGAAAUUAUCAAGAAUUCAACAUGAUCAACCAGUGAAGCCCCUGGAUCGAGCAGUCUUCUGGAUUGAAUUUGUCAUGCGCCACAAAGGAGCUAAACACCUUCGGGUUGCAGCCCGUGACCUCACCUGGUUCCAGUACCACUCUUUGGACGUGAUUGGGUUCCUGCUGGCCUGUGUGGCAACUGUGAUAUUUAUCGUCACAAAAUGUUGUCUGUUUUGUUUCUGGAAGUUUGCUAGAAAAGCAAAGAAGGGAAAAAAUGAUUAGUUAUAUCUGAGAUUUGAAGCUGGAAAACCUGGUAGAUGAGACUACUUCAGUUUAUUCCAGCAAGAAAGAUUGUGAUGCAAGAUUUCUUUCUUCCUGAGACAAAAAAAAAAAAGAAAAAAAAAUCUUUUCAAAAUUUACUUUGUCAAAUAAAAAUUUGUUUUUCAGAGAUUUACCACCCAGUUCAUGGUUAGAAAUAUUUUGUGGCAAUGAAGAAAACACUAGGGAAAAUAAAAAAUAAUAUAAAGCCGUAUGAGCUCGUAUUGAAAUUUGUUGAACUUACAUUGAAAUUUGUUGUUCUAAUUCACAGUAUACUCACAAAAAAAUUUACUCAGCUUAACUAUAUUUCACACAUUGUACAUAAACACAAGAACAUUAAGAAGUCCACUGACAGUAUCAGUACUGUUUUGCACAUACUCAGAAUAAUUUGGCUUCAUUUUGAACAGGAUUGUAUUGUUUUAACUGCUGCUAAAGAAACUAUUACAUAGUUAAAUUGUACAGAAAGUCUCUCUUCCUUUUGAUAUUUUAAGAUGAGUAGUAUUGCUUGGCUUUUAUAAUGCAUGCAGCUUUAUUCUCAUAUUUUUCCUAAAAUUUAUGGCCAAAUGUUUACUGUUUUAGAGCUUAAGUCAUUUCUCAGUGGAAAUUAUGGGGAAUUAGAAAUACAGCAACUCUUACCUUCUUCCUACUGUAAAAUUGAACUAUUUUGUAAAGUCUUUGGUUUCAUGAGCCAAUUCUAUUUUUUCUAGAUAUUUAAAAAUAUUCAUCUGGUUGACUUUAUUCUCAUAUUUUUAAUUAUUUCAAUAGUUAUCUGGGAACAGGUAGUGUUUGAUUAAAUGGAUAAGUUCUUUAGUGGUAAUUUCUGAGGUUUUGGUGCACAUAUCAUGUGAGCAGUGUACCCUGCA
Messenger RNA from Gorilla gorilla gorilla (western lowland gorilla), 4260 nucleotides. RefSeq names its product UDP-glucuronosyltransferase 2B7. Gene Ontology annotation, molecular function: glucuronosyltransferase activity. Bases 1772 to 3361 code for a protein of 529 amino acids. NCBI's taxonomy places the organism in Eukaryota, Metazoa, Chordata, Mammalia, Primates, Hominidae. The transcript has 6 exons. The record is from RefSeq and is a predicted model, not a curated record.